GGUCCCAGAAGAGCUCCGCGGCCUCCUCGCCAUGUCCCCGCUGACGGCGGUCGCGCUCGCGGUGCUGGUGGCGCUGCUGACGGCGCGCUGGUGGCGGCGCCGCCGCCUCGUCGCCCUCAUCGAGCGCAUCCCGGGGCCGUUCGCGCUGCCCAUCCUCGGCAACACCCUGGAGCAGACGGUGGAGCACGACGAGCUGUUCGGCCGGCUCAACGGCAUCACGCAGCUCUUCGGCCGGCAGCACGGCAUCUGCCGCACGUGGUUCUGCUCGCAGCCGUACGUGGUGCUGAGCUCGCCCGCCGCCGUCGAGGCCGUGCUCGGCUCCAACCGGCUCACCGACAAGAGCGACGAGUACCUGUACCUGCGGCCGUGGCUCGGCACCGGGCUGCUCACCAGCUCGGGCGCCAAGUGGCACCGCCGGAGAAAGGUGCUGACACCCGCCUUCCACUUCCGCAUCCUCGACGACUUCAUCGACGUGUUCCGGGAGCAGGCGGCCGUGCUGGCCGACAAGAUGGAGGCGCUGGCCGGCGACCCCGAGGGCUUCAACGUGUUCCCGCUCGUCACGCUCUGCACGCUGGACAUCAUCUGCGAGACGGCCAUGGGCCGCAAGGUCAACGCGCAGGUGGACAGCGAGUCGCCCUACGUGCGCGCCGUGUACGACAUGGCCGAGAUCGUGCUGACGCGCCAGUCCACCGUGUGGUACCAGCCGGACUGGCUGUUCCACCUCACGCCCAUGUACCGGCGGCAGCAGCGCUGCCUGGCCGACCUGCACGGCUUCUCCACCAAGGUGAUUCGCGAGCGCAAGGCCGAGAUCCUGGACGAGGCGCGGCUCAAGGGCCGCCCCGGCCGCGGCGGCGAGGACGACCUCGGCUCCAAGCGCAGGCUCGCCUUCCUCGACCUGCUCAUCGAGGCCUCGCAGGGCGGUGCGGUGCUGUCCGACGACGACAUCCGCGAGGAGGUGGACACGUUCAUGUUCGAGGGCCACGACACGACGUCGGCGGCCAUCUCGUGGUGCCUGUUCCUCAUCGGCUGCGACCCGCACGUGCAGCGCCAGGUGCACGCCGAGCUGGACGACAUCUUCGCGGACGACCCCGGCCGCGGCGUCACCAUGAAGGACCUGGCCGAGAUGAAGUACCUCGAGUGCUGCAUCAAGGAGGCGCUGCGGCUGUACCCGAGCGUGCCCGCCUUCGCGCGCAGCCUCCGCGAGGACACGCAGAUCGGUCCGUACACCGUGCCCGCCGGCACCACGGCCAUGCUCGUCAUCUACAUGCUGCACCGGAACGCCGAGGUGUUCCCGGAGCCCGAGGUGUUCGACCCGGACCGCUUCCUCCCCGACAACUGCGUCGGCCGCCACCCGUUCGCCUACGUGCCGUUCAGCGCCGGCCCCCGCAACUGCAUCGGCCAGAAGUUCGCGCUCCUGGAGGAGAAGUCCGUCCUGUCGGCGCUCUUCCGGAGGCUGCGCUUCGAGUCUCUGGACCGCAGGGAGGACCUGACGCUGCACGGAGAGCUCAUCAUCAGGCCCAAGGACGGGCUGCGGGUGCGAGCGCACCGCCGGGCGUAGCCCGCCCUGCCUAGCCCAGCACACCGUCAGUUCUGUCAAACUGAUGACUAGACAAAAAUAUGUCGUUUCGUUUUCGUUCGAAAGUUUGACUGAAUCCAAGACCUACAGACAGGGUGUGCGAUUGGCCCCAUCUUGUUUUCUUAUUGUACGGGUUGCCUACUCGCAGUAUAUCUGAGGCGUCCAGCACGGCUGCAUGCAGUACAUAAUAACAACAAAAAGUACAGGCUACUAUAGGGCAGGAGGUGUAUGGGACGCCCUAUUGACUUGUUUGCAUAAUGUUUUGAAUAGGUUUUAUUUCUGGAAGAUGUGCUUUUCUUGUACAUAAAAACUUUAUUAGAUUUGUAGCUAUUUAUGUGGCUGUUUUAAGGGUGGCCUUUGCUUG
This is a messenger RNA of Frankliniella occidentalis (western flower thrips), 1940 nucleotides long. RefSeq names its product cytochrome P450 4c3. The record is from RefSeq and is a predicted model, not a curated record. The transcript is spliced from 5 exons. Bases 32 to 1558 code for a protein of 508 amino acids. NCBI's taxonomy places the organism in Eukaryota, Metazoa, Arthropoda, Insecta, Thysanoptera, Thripidae. Gene Ontology annotation, molecular function: monooxygenase activity; oxidoreductase activity, acting on paired donors, with incorporation or reduction of molecular oxygen; heme binding.